GCUAUUUCAAGACGAAAUUAUCAUAUGUUUGGAGAUGUAAUUUCAUUUGAUUCAACAUACAACACUAACAGGUAUUGCAUGAUUUUUGCUCCAUUCACUGGAAAAGAUAACCAUUCUAGACCAGUUACAUUUGGAGCUGGCUUGUUAUCAAGUGAAGGUAGAGAAUCCUAUUCUUGGUUGUUUGGCUGUUUUGUUCGAUGCAUGGGGGUAGCACCCAAAUUGAUUAUCACUGAUCAAGAUUGGGGGAUCAAACUUGCUGUUCAACAAGUACUUUUACAAACAAGGCACCGAUGGUGUAUGUGGCAUAUCAUGGUUAAGGUGUCAGAUAAGUUGCCCAAAUCUUUACUUGGUAAUGAAGAUUUCAAAAAAGAGUUGAAUGCAUGUGUUUGGUCUGAUUUGUUAGAGCCUGAUGAGUUUGAUAUAAUAUGGAAUGAUAUAAUGGAACGGUAUGGAUUAGAAGACGUGCACUGGUUUGGAUCAAUGUUUGAAGAUAGAGAAUUCUGGGUUCCUGCUUAUUUUCGAGAUUUUCCCAUGGGGUCGCUUCUUAGGACUACAUCGAUGUCUGAAUCGGAGAAUAGCUUUUUUAAAAACUACACAAAGCCACGUGCAAAUCUUGUACAGUUCAUCAAUUUCUUUAAUUAUGCUGUGGGAGAUCAAAGGAAUGCCAAUUCACGAUUGAACUACUUGGAUUACUCAACUAUUCCUGAUUUGUCAACCCAAUUGCCUAUUGAGAAGCAUGCAUCUACAAUCUACACUGAUUCUAUUUUCAAACAUGUACAACAGGAAAUAAGUAUGGUAUGUGAGAUUGUUUCUAUAACUGUUGAGGAUAACAUCAAGAUGCAUCAGGUCAAGGACCAAUAUGGUAGAACAUGGGAUGUUAAGUAUGAUUGUAAGCAAGACACAUUCGACUGUAGUUGCAAGAAGUUUUCCAGAAUUGGUUUGUUAUGUUGUCAUAUAUUUUGUUUGUUGAAGAAUAAGUCUGCUAAUCUCAUUCCUGAGAAAUAUUUUGGUCGAAGGUGGUUGAAGAGCUCUUUACUAAAGGCAGCCCAUGGUCUACCAUCUGAGGAACAACAACCAUUUGAACAUUUGGAUGAAAAGCAGGAAGUUAAGAAAAAGUUGUUCUCCAACUUUUAUCGAUUAGUCCAAAAGUCUGAGGGAAGUAUGGAUCAUUUGUCUUUGUUAAGUGCUGGUCUUGAUGAUUUGGAAGAGCAUAUAUUUGGAAAUUGUGCAGCACCUUCAGUCAUUGAAAAGAAGAAGAUGGUUGAGGAUUUUUAUGGAAUGGCAGUACCUGAUGUAAUUGAUGUACAUCCUCCAGACGUUGUUAGUACCAAAGGAUCAGCUAGUGGCAGAGUAGCAAAGAGGGAGAGUGCAAUAAGGAAAGCAAAUAAGCCUCUACGACGGUGUGGUAAAUGUCAUGAGAUGGGUCGUCAUGAUUCAAGAAAUUGUGGUAGAGUCAAUGAGAAGACAGAUUGAAGCCAUUUGAUAUAGUUU
Molecule: messenger RNA, 1491 nt
Organism: Salvia hispanica
Lineage: Eukaryota; Viridiplantae; Streptophyta; Magnoliopsida; Lamiales; Lamiaceae
Source: RefSeq, a predicted model, not a curated record